UCCACAGCUUCCGGGUCAUAAAUGUGAAGGGUCACCAAAUAUGGCUAACCGUUAGCUUCCGCUAGCUUAACCAAUUUUGUUCACGGAAAGCUCUAGAAGUCUGCGUAUACCUUCCCUCCUGAGCAUAAUAACAAUAUGAAAUAUGUUAUGUCAAAAUUAAAUCAAGUGCAACUUUGUGUGAGCAAACGUACUGAGGUAUCAAGAGUUUGGGCAAGUGUUAGCUAAGUUACUACAACGUUAGCUAACGUUAGCUAACGUUAGCUAACAGGACAGGAUUGUUUUGUUUACUAACUAGUCAUAGGGUAGUAGCUGUUAGAUGACUAGCUAUAUGCCCUGUACUUAAAUAAGAGAUACACCCAACUGUAGCAGCCGUGCUAAAUCUUAGCCGUCCAGAUUGCAGGGUAAACUACGAUGGCUUCAUUUGGCUGGAAGAGGAAAGUUGGUGAAAAGGUUUCCAAGUCAGUGGUGCAGCAGUUUGAGGCUGAGGCAGAGAAGGCUGAAGAUGAUGGACCAAGUCAGGAUGAGGAAGUGGACUGGCUGCACGCCAUCAAACGACGGCGGGAGAUCCUGCUGGAGGACUGUGCAGCCAAGAGCAAGAGGCUGAAGGAUGAAGGUGCACUGCUGGCUGAGCAAGGCAGGCACUGGGAGGCCAUUAAGAAGUGGGACGAGGCCAUUCAGCUGACUCCAGACAACCCAGUACUGUAUGAGAUGAAGUCUCAGGUACUGACCAUUCUGCAGGAAGUGUUCCCUGCUGUGAAGGCAGCGGAGAUGGCAGUGAAGUUCCGCCCCCUUUGGUGGGAGGGCUGGCAGACUCUGGGCCGUGCCCAGCUCAACCUCGGAGAGGUGGACCUGGCUGUGAAGUCCUUCCAGGUUGCAAUCCACCUGUGUCCAUCAGAGCGCACCCUGUGGCAGGAAGACCUGGCGUGGGCAUGCAGGUUACAGAAGCAGCACUUAGCAACUGAGGAGAAAAUUCGACAAGAGGAGGAGACCAAAAAACAGAUCCUUAAUGCCCCUGAGUUUGAGCAGGACUAUGAUUUUGAGUCUGAUGAGGUGUUGGCCGCCUGCGAGGCUGUUGCUGAGCGACAGAUGCGCUAUGAGGAGCUGAAGAGGACCGCCGUGGUUAUAGACGCUGAGGGAAAUAUAAAAAAUGUAGUCACUGGAGAAGGGGGAUCAGAGGAUGCAGCGACACCAUCAAAGGACCAGUUUGUCAAAGCAAGAGCACUCUGAACUGGUCUCAGCAUUAAUUGAUUGUCCUGGUUACAGUUUUUAGGACUUUUAUUUCUGAAAGCACUAUAGCUUCAUACACUGGUAUGUGAAGCUAUAGCGUAAAAAAAAUCUUACUCAGAAGCAAACAUGAGAACAGACAGAUUCUAGUGAGGGUUUAUAUGCAACAGAAUAAAAUACAAUUGAGGUUUGUUGUUUUAUAUUUUUCAUCCCUUUAAUGUUAAUUGCAUUAAAUGUGCAUGUAAACUUUUUGCAUGCACACAAAGAUUAAACAUUAAAUCUGUUCUGACUCAUUACUGUAAGUCACAUUCAGUUCCAGGCAGCCAAGAAAACAGCUUGAGUCAUAUUUCACUCAGUAAAUGUCUAUCCAUCACUGAUCGAGAGGCUUCUACUCACAUUUAGCAGAGAUGCAUUAAGAUACUAAUGUUGAAGCUAUAAACUUUAACAUCUCCUAGUUCUCUUUCAUCUGAAUGUGGACAUUUAUCUUAAAAUUACACAAUAGUAUAAAAAUAAUAAUGAAAAAUAGUGAUUAAGGCUGUUAUCAAGCAAGGCGCAUCAACUCCAGUCAAAUGUUAAUGUCGUGUGAGGUUUCAGUGUGUCUGUGUUUGUGAAACAGGUUGUUGCUGAAAAAGAGCAUGCAUGCUCAAUAAAUUGUCAAUGAGUAAUAAACAUGAAUGAAAAUGUGUGAUA
Messenger RNA from Siniperca chuatsi (mandarin fish), 1914 nucleotides. RefSeq names its product tetratricopeptide repeat domain 33 (gene ttc33). The coding region runs from base 412 to 1227 and encodes 271 amino acids. The record is from RefSeq and is a predicted model, not a curated record. Lineage: Eukaryota; Metazoa; Chordata; Actinopteri; Centrarchiformes; Sinipercidae. The transcript has 5 exons. Gene Ontology annotation, molecular function: protein binding.